AUGGUGGAGGGUUAUGAGCAAGAAGCUGUGCAGAAGAGAACCUUCACCAAAUGGAUCAACUCUCACUUGGCUAAGCACAAACCACCACUGGAAGUCCACGAUCUUUUCGAGGACAUUAAAGACGGGUUGAAGCUCUUGGCGCUGUUGGAAGUGCUGUCGGGCCAAAGACUCCCUUGCGAGCAGGGCCGUCAACUCAAGAGGAUUCACUGGCUUUCCAACAUCGGUACAGCGCUCAAAUUCCUGGAGGGCAGGAAGAUCAAACUGGUUAACAUUCACGCUACGGACAUCGCAGACGGACGACCGUCCAUCGUCCUUGGCUUGAUUUGGACAGUAAUCCUGUAUUUCCAGAUUGAAGAGUUGACAAGCAACCUUCCAGCUUUGCAGGCCUUGUCUGCCAGCGACUCGUCGGUGGAGAGCUCUGAAACGGGGAGCCCUCCCGCCAAGCGCAAAGUGGUCAAGUUUCAGGGCAGGGCCAAGAAGGCCCUGCUCAAAUGGGUGCGUGCCACCGCCACCGAACGUCACGGUAUCCAGGUGAAGGACUUUGGUCCCAGCUGGCGUGACGGCGCAGCCUUCCAGUCGGUGGUACACGCCGUGCGGCCCGACCUAGUGGACAUGCGAGCGGUGCGCUGCAGAAGCAACAAGGAUAACCUGGAGGAGGCUUUCGCGCUAGCGGAGAACGAGUUGGGCAUCCCUCGUCUGCUGGAUCCAGAAGAUGUGGACGUGGACGAGCCGGACGAGAAGUCCAUCAUGACGUACGUGGCUCAAUUCCUCAAGCUCUACCCCGACCCUCGCCGCUCGGACAAUGACGACAAUCGCCGCGACGAGGUACCUGGCCUCAAACCGGCUGGCGGGAAUCAUCAAUUUGACCCUCAAGACAUAGAGCAAAUGCUUGAGAGGGAGGAACGCAAGAUGCUGAGGGAGCUGAAGGCCUUCCUGGACCAGCUGGAGAGAGACGUGCUGAGGGCUCAGGCCGGCGAGGGCAACCUCACGGACAAGUACCAGGCCUUCAAGAACUUCCGCGUGCAGUACGAGAUGAAGAAGAAGCGGGCGGAUCCUCUGCUCCGGCCGUCGCGGAAGGACGGCGAGCUGUCGGCGGAGCAGACUCUGCUCAAACAGGCGCAGGAGCGCCUGUCCAUCAGGCUGCUGGACUGGCACAUCCACCUGGACGAGUCCUUGCCAGGUCCCCUGGGAGCCAUUGGAGCCUGGUUGCACAGAGCCGAGAUGGCCCUCCGAGAGGAGAUUCCCAUCCGGCGCGCUCAUGACGAGACGGCCGACCUGAUCCGCGGGAAGCUGGAGCAGCACAAGGACGUGUUAAACAACCUGGAAUCGCACAGGCGACCGUUCCAGCAGAUUCACCGGGACAGAUCGGUCAACGGCGUCCCGGUGCCGUCGGAACAGCUCCAGGAUAUGGCGGAACGCUUCAAUUUUGUGUCGACGUCACGCCACGGCCACUUGAUCAAAAUGGAAUUCUGGGAGAGCAAGUACCGGCUGAUGGCCUUCCUGCUCUCGGCCGAAUCCAAACUCAAGUCCUGGAUCAUCAAAUACGGCAGGCGGGACUCGGUGGAGCUGCUGAUGCAGAGUUACCUGACUUUUGUCGAGGGUCACAAAUUCUUCGAGCGGUACGAGGUCCUUUACGCGGCGGCCCAGCGCACGGCAGAUGUCCUGAUCCGGUCCGACGCUUCAGUUGAGGAAACGGAGGGAGUGAGCAAAUUCCUGGCCGACGCGGCAGCUCAGUGGAAGAAUCUGACGCUGGAGGUGCGAAGCGUUCGUAGCAUGUUGGAAGAGGUCUUGGCCAACUGGAACAAGUAUGGCAGCACGGUAGCGGCUCUUCAGGCCUGGCUGGAGGACGCAGAGAACAUGCUGAACCGAUCCGAGGGCGCCAAGCGGGACUUUUUUGGCAACCUGCCCCACUGGGUCCGGCAGCACAUGGACAUGAACGACGCCGGAAACUUUCUGAUCGAGACCUGCGACGACGGCGUGUCUCGGGACCUCAAGCAGCAGCUCCUUCUCCUCAACGGUCGAUGGCGUGAGCUCUUCGUCAAAGUCAAAUACUACGCCCGGGCGGACGAGGUGGACAAGUUGAGGUGCGACUACCGUGACGGAAUCGACACUUUGAAAAUGUUCAUGGACACCACUGAUGAGAAGAUGAACGCCGUUGUGCAAGUGUCUUUCCUCAACGUCCGCGCCUUUGUUCAGGAUGUGGAGGAAAUCAAGCACAAAGUGCCAGCCCUGGAGGCAGCGUGCAAGGCGGCCGCUCGUGCUGCUCAGCUGCUGAGUAAAGACACUACGCCAGAGGAAGCGAGUCAGAUGACGGCAGCCAUCGCCUCAGUCAAGGAGCGGCUCGGCGAGGUGAGGGAGCGAUGUCUUCCUCUGCUGAAGGAGUCUCAGUCUCUCUUGGCGCCGUUGGAAGAAAUGGAAAAGAACAUCACCGGCUUCUACCAGGCCUUGGAGAAGGCUGGCCGGGUGACCGGCGACACCGACUCGGAGGGGCCCGUGCCGGACUUUACGGACGAGUGUCGGGAGCUUGCGGCCGCCACACAAAGCUGCAAGAAGUGUCUGCUGACGAUCGAAAGGAAUCACCAGAGCGUCCUCAAGCUCCUGGACGCCAGCCCCGCGCUACGGCGCAUGGACACCGCUCUCCUGCAAAAAAGAGUAGCUGACCUCCAAUCCUCCUCGCAGGCCAUGUUCAACGAAGCCAGCGAGUGGAGGAAACGCGCCGAGGCCAACGGCGGCCUGAUGAAGAGGUUCGACGAGUCGCGGCUGGAGCUGGAGAAAGCGCUGGAGGCGGCCCAGAGCUGUCUGACAGAAAGAGGCGACCCGGAAGAGCUCCUCAAAAAACACACGGAGUUCUUCGGGCAGUUAGACCAGCGUGUCUUGAACGCCUUCCUGAAGGCUUGCGAUGAGCUGACUGACAUUUUGCCCGAGCGGGAGCGACUGUCUCUGCAGGAAACCGUCCGGGCACUGCACAAGCGCUGGAAGGACGUGCAGACCGAGGCCCCCUUGCGCCCGGUCCGCCUGAAAGUCGAGGCCGAGGGGAGCCGGCUGGCUCCGUUACUGCGGGAGUGUCAGGCCGAGCUGACUCGGGAGAAGAGGCGCCUGGUCGGCGCGGGCAGUGAGCGACUGAUCAGGGAGCAUCGGGCCUUUUUCGGAGAAAAGGGUCCUCAAACCGAGUGUGAGAAGAGGCUGCGUGCCAUGGAAGAACUCUGUCAGAAGCUGCCCGAGGGGGACUCAGCCCAGCGGAUCUCGGAGCAGUUCAGGAGAGAGUACUCUGAGGUCAGCGAGGAGAUCCAAAACACCCAUCAGAUGCUAAUGCGGCACCAGGACAAAUGGAAAGACUACAACGCCAGAUACGCCGAGCUUUCCUGCUGGUUGAUAUCCAAAGAAAGCCAACUUCGACUCUUGAGAAAGCGGGCGGGCGACCCCCAAAAAUAUGCUCAGGUCAAGGCUAGCGUGACGGAGUUGAGGAACGACGCAGAGCUACAAGAGGGUAACCUGGGCUGGCUGAAAGCCCGCAUGGCCGUCCUGACGGAGAUCGGCGCCGACGAAGACGCAAGAAGAGAGGGGAGCGCCCUAGGCAAGCUCUCGGCCGAUUUGAAGGCUCUUCUGGCAUCUCUGGCGGAGGCCGAGAAGACAGCGCUGGCUGUUGGUGACUGCGUUCGAUUCCGGGAGGAAGUUCGGACAACUUUGGAGGAUCUUCUUCAAGCGCAAAAGGAAGCUCGGGCUGAAGUCUCCGCCAUCCUGGAUUGUGCGACUGUGAGAGAAGCUCAGCAACUACUGCCAAUUCACCAGCAACUGGUAAAACGACUGAAGUUGAAGAGGAAGGAUGUUGAUCAGUUGAUCAGUAGGGGGCAACAGCUGCAGGUGGAGGAGGGCCUUGGUGAGACACUUCAGCAGGACCUGCAAAGUCUGGAGAACACGCUGAGCAAAAUGGAACAAAACAUGGAUUCCCACGAGCAGGGCCUUCAGGUGACCCUGGAUGCCUGGCAGGAGUUUGACAGCCAGCAGGAGGCCGUGCGCCAGUUUGUCAGCAAGGCCCAAUCCGGGACGGAGCCGGAACCCGCCUUCAGUAGUCCUGAGAGCCUGGCGGUUGAACUGGAACAGACCAGAGCGCUCCUGAAGCAAUGCGAGGCCGAAGCAUCGCAUGUCAACACUUUGCUCAAAAGGGCAGCGGAAAUCCAGCUGGGCCCCAACAGUAAAGCUCUGCUGCUAGAGCGGACCCGCUCCCUCGCCGAUCAAGUGGACCGAGCGGAGGCCAGCCUCCGAAAGGAUGUCCAAAGGGCAGAGGAGAUGAAGAACAAGUGGGAUGCCUUCAGAGGCCGCUUUCAGGCUUUUUCCUCCUGGCUUUCUGACAAGGAAGAGCAAGUGGACUCCUUGAAGGCCUCCGCUUCGACACCGGAGCAACAGACGGAGGUGCUCCAGGGCGUGGAGACAGAGCUCCGGGAACGGGCCGAGCUCCUCCCCGGACUGGAGGCCGAGUCCCGGGACGUGCUGCUCUUCGUUUCUUCGGGCGAGGCGGCUCGUGUCAAGGCCCGUCUGACCCAAACGGGGCGCUACUGGGACGAGCUGAGGGAGAGCGUGCGGCAGCUCCGUGACCAACUGCUAGAAAGUGCCUCACGCCGACAAAAGUUCUCGCAGAGCCUCGGAGAGGUGCAGGCGUCACUCCGUGAGCUUCAGUCAAAGCUGGAAGAGCCCAUGGAGAUAUGUGCUUCUUCAUCGGAUACCUACAGAGCCCUUCAAAACCACACGGACGCGUGUCAGCGGCUGGAGAGGCUAAAGGGAAGCCUGCUCUCCUUGUCGGCCAGCGCCCGCCGACUCAGCGACGGGGGUCAAGCAGAGGCCGACGUGGAGGACUUGAGUAGCCGCUUGGAACAAAAUGCACAGGAAGCCAAGAAAAAGCAGGGCACCCUGGAGACGCUGCUGAACCUUUGGCAGAGCUUUGAGAAACAACGCGGCGACUUUGUUUCCUGUUUGGAGAGGAGCGAAAGCACCGUUAAGAUAGAGAGUCGGCACCUUUCGGCUGACGGAGGAAAACUCCGCGCCGAGCUGCGGGAUGUGCGGGCCUCACUCGCAGAGGCGGAGACCCUUGAGCCCGCUCGCGCUCAGCUGCUCUCCCUCGCGGCGUCGCUUUACGGCAGCGCGUCAGAAGAUACGGCGCGGCGGCUGAGGGAAGAGCUUGACGCCUUGCAGGAGAGACUGCGUGCCCAAAAUGAAGCUCUUCCUCAAAGAAUUCAGGAGCUCCAGGACCAGCUGUCCCGAGUAGAGCAGUUUGAGCGAGACCUGGAAGAGUUUUCCCAGUGGAGUGAAAAUGAGCUUUCCACUCUGCUCUCCUUUUCCGAAAUUGACCCGGCCAACCUGCGGACGGCCCGCCGACGAGUCCAAGAGAGCCUGGCCGCCUUGGAGGAGCGGGCGAGCGCCAAAGAGAGUCUGGACGCUCAGACGGAGAGUCUGUGCCGACGGUGCCGACCCGACGAGGCGCAAAUCCUUCGCGGCCGCGUGGACGGCCGAGCACAACCCUACCUGGAAGCUCGCCGCCUGGUCCUUUGGCGCUCCGAGUGCCUGGAAAAUCUGGAGAGCUUUUGGCGGACGCUGGAGGCGAGCACGGAGGUCGCAAGAGGCCUGCAGCGCGGCGCCAAAGACGGCGGGAGCUGGGAGGAACUCCAGCGACAGCUUUCCGCCGCCGUCCCAGAGGCGCGGCGGCUGGAGACGCUGGCCACAGACCUGGAUGCCGGCCUCCGCAAAAGCCGCCUGCGCCUGGCCGGCUCCCCGGAGACGUGCCGCGCGCUGGCCGACGCACUGGGUGCCGAGUUGGACGCCGUCGGCAACCUGCUGGGGGCUAAGAGGAGCGAGGCCGAGGCCUCGGGGGCUCUGCGGGCAUCCUUCGGAGAGCGCAAAGAGCGACUGCUCAAAGCCGUGGAGGACGUGGAAGAAAAAGCCCGGCGUCGGAGCUUGAAAGAGCCCAGCCUUUUGGCGCUGCAGCAAAGGUCGCGCUUCUACAAUCAGCUGGAGGAUGAGCUGCGGUCGCACCGGCACGAGGCCCAAUGGCUGAGGGACAAGGUCGGGCAGCUGGCCCGGCGAGACACCGCUCUGGCCGGGGAGGCGCGAGAGGAAAUGAGCCGGCUGGAGGCUGCCUGGGAUGACGCCGAGAGGCUCCUUGCUGAGAGACAAGAGCAGUGCGACGUCAUUACCGAGCUCCUGAGAGAGUAUCAAACGUUGAAAUCGGCCGUCAGGGGCGCAAUGGACAGCGCAGAAGCCCUGCUGGAUAUCACUUCCGCUCUGACGGACCACGAGGAAACCAAACGCGCCCUCAUCGAGCACGAAGCGGUCAAGACGCGGCUGGCCGAGGCGCAACCGGAACUGGAGUGCUUUUCCGACAAAGGGAAACGGUUGGCAGCUGAAUUGAAGAAGGUGCCGGAGUGUGACUGGCAAACGUUAAAAAAAGAGACGGAGACGCUGGUGGACCGCUGGCUGGACGUGUCCGAGAGGCUGGAUGAAAACCUCCAUCGCUUGAAGCCAACUUUCCUCCUGUGGGAGGACGUGCGGCACAUUGCGGAUGACGUGGAAAGCUGGAGCGGCGACUGCAUGACAGAACUCCGCGAGAGCGCGGACCGCCUCGACGACAGUCGCAAGCUGGCGGCCAGACUCUCCACAUUACAAGAAGAAAUAGGCCAGAAGGAGCUGAAGUUGGUAUUGCUGCGGAGCAAAAUGACCGAGUUGAGGAGCAGCUGCCAAAGUGGGGAAAGCCCUUCCAAACCGCAGUUGCUGGCAAGCGACCUGGAGAAAAAGAUGGAUUUGGUUCGGAAGCUGCACGGACAGGCGCUGGGAAACCUGCUGGACUUCAGCUCCCAGAAGAAACUGCUGGAAGAUUACAUCGCGCAAAUGUCUGCUUGGCUCAAGAGCACGGAGGACACCUUGGUCUCGUCCCCUGCCGCUUCAGGUCCAGAGGACGUCUGCCGAAUCAAGGAGAUUCAAAAAGAGCUUGAAAAUCAGCAAGGAAGCAUCGACUCCACCAGAGAAAGCCUGAACAACCUGUGUCGCAAAUACCCCUCGGAGGAACUUUCCGCUUUGGGUUCGGCACUCACCGAGCUCAUCAAGACGUACGAGUCUGUCAACCGGGUUUCGGCCAGGACUUUGGCGUCCCUGCAGAACGGUCUUUGUCAACGGUUCGACGACGGAGUUCAGGAAUUCCACGCUUGGCUGCGAGAGCAAAAGGAGAUUGUCAAAGAGUGCAGCGACCGUUCCGGAGACGCUCACUUAGUUGAACGCAAAUUACAGAAACUGAAGGGUGCCGCGGAGCGCAUGGAGGAUGGCGAGGCGCAUCUUACGCGGGUCUGCGAAGAAGGAGAGAAGCUUCUGCUCCAUCUCCCCAAGGCCAAUGCCGGACAAGUCCAGCAGCAGCUCUCGUCCGUCCAGCAAGACUGGGACAGCUUCGUGGAGCGGUGCAGGCACAACCGACAGAUCCUGGAGGACAGCGCGUCCCUCGUCAAAGGGUUUGAAGAUGGUCUCAAAAGACUGGAGCAGUGGUUGGAGCGCACGGAAAAUAGGAUGGAUGCCGAUCUGCCGGAAGCUGAGCAAUGUUCUCCUGAAAAGACGUUACUUCAACAGGCAGAGGAGUAUCAGCAGGAAGUGCUCAAACAAAGAGAUUCCUUUGAGCGCUUGUGUGAGGAGGCGCGGGCCCUAAACGAAGGCGGGCGGGGCGACGGCGGAGAGACGCGGGUGUCGGCUCGGCUGGACGCUCGCCAUCGGGCAUUGCUGCGACGGGCGAACGAGAGGCUACGCGGCUGCCAGCUGGCGGAGCAAGAGCGUCGGGCCUUCCGGGAGACGCUGGCGGCCACCGGAAUUUGGUUGAACGGAAUCCGGGAGCGACUGUCCACGCUGGACAGCACCGUCGGCAAUAAAGAGACCCUGGAGAAAAGGCUUCUGCUUGUGCAGGAUAUCCUUCUGAUGAAGGGCGAAGGCGAGGUAAAGCUCAACGUGACGGUCGGAAAAGGAGAACAGGUCCUGAAACACUACGGCGCGGACGGGCAGGAGGCCGUUCGCGCACAGCUUCAGGACCUGAAGGACGCCUGGGCUAAUAUGUUGAUCGCUUCCAUGAGCUGUCACAGUCGCCUGGAGUGGACGGUGUCUCAGUGGAACGGCUUCCUGGACGGCGAGAACCGGCUCCGGCAGUGGAUGGAGUCGGUGGAGGGGGAGGUGGCCGCCGUUCUCCCUCAGCAGCCCGGCCUCAAAGAGAAGUCGGCUCUUCUGGUGCGCCUCCUCGCCAUCCGGGCGGACGUAGAUGCCCGCGCCGCCGCCUUGUCACGUCUCACCGACAAGGCAGCGGAGCUGUACGAAAAGUCCGCCGACCAGACCUUCGGACCCGAGUCGCGGGCGGAGCUGCGAGCGCAUUUCGCCGACAUCUCGGCCGUCGUCGAGGGUAAAAUCCAGUCGGCGCAAAGCGCGGUAUCGGAGCACGAACGCUACUUGGACGCCGUCCGAGACUUCAACGACUGGUUGAGUUCGGCCAAGGAGGAACUGCAGCGCUGGUCCGACCUAUCAGGGGACUCGGCCUCCGUUCAAAGGAAACUCUCCAAAGUCCAGGAGUUGCUGGACUCCAAGGAGCCGGGUCGGGAGAGGCUCGCCCGGGUGCAGACGUGCGGGGCGGCGGCCAGAGACCGCACCGGCCCGGGGGGCUACGAGGCCAUCGAGCGCGAGGAAGCGGCCCUCUCAUCUGCUUGGGAGCAGUGGGAAGGAGCGGCCAUCCGGACCCGCGCAGCCCUGGAGACGGCCCUCUCUCAGAGCACCGCCUCCGAAAAGGAGUUCCGAGCUCUGUUGGCUCGGCUGGAGGGAGAAGCGCGGGACCUGGGCCGGCGGAUUCACGACUGGCGUCUCGGACUGGCACGAGCUGAGGGCCAGGCCGAGGGAGGGGAGGCCGUCCGAGGAUGGCGUAUUGCGAAGGACAUUUUGGAAGAGAUGGCGAAAGCUGAGCCCGCAUGCGAUAGCCUGAAGACUCAGCUCAACGAUCUGUGCCGCUUCUCCGGAGACGUGGCCGCCCAGUCGGAAAGAGUGUCGGCCCUUGUCAAGGAAUAUAACAGUUUGAGUCUGCGAGCCGCCAAGGAGUGCCAGAGCAAAGAGAAGUCGCAGGAACAGGCCUUCCGUUCAGCCUACAGGGACUUCCAGCAGUGGCUCGUCAACACCAAGAUCAACACGGCCAAAUGCUUCGACGCACCGCAAAACCUCUCCGAGGCUUUGUCGAGCUUGCAGAAGAUCCAGGAGUUGGUCGGCGACAGAGAGCUGGGUCGGUCCAAGCUCGACAGCGCAGCGGCCGCGGGCGAGCUUCUCUCUGCGAUGGCCGGCAAAGAUAAAGCAGAAUCAGUUCGGGUCAAGAUGGGCAAGGCUCUUGAGGACUGGAAGAACACGGUGUCUGGUCUUCACGAGCGAGAGCUCCAUCUACAAAACCUGGCGACGGAAAUGAAGGAGUUCGAGAGCGGCGCCGAGCCCCUCCGGGAAUUCCUGGACACCAGCGAGACGGCCGUGCGAGAGAGCGAAGCGCGCCUCCCGGAUCUCCCAGCCAAGAAGGCCGAGCUCCAAAAACUUCAGUCUACGCUGGAGGAUCUGGAGUCCCGGCAAGUCCACCUGAGCAGGCUGAAAGAGAAAGCCCGGCAGCUGUCGGAGCAACACGCAGCCGGCAAGGCUUUUGCGCACCGCGUCUCGCAGCUCUCUGCUCGCUUCCUAGCUUUAAGCAACCUGACUAAGGAGAAGACGUCGCGGAUGGAGCGCAUAGUGAGCGAGCACCAGCUCUUCAAGCGGGGCUUGGAAGAGCUGCGGGACUGGGUGGCUGACACCAGCCACGUGCCGCAAGCCUACUGUGCCCCCACAGCUGACAAAAAUGUCCUGGAUAGCCGCCUCAUCAAGCUUGAGGCCUUGCUGACAGCCCGCCAGGAGAAGGAGAUCCAGCUGAAGAUGCUGAUCACCAGAGGCGAAUCGGUCCAGAGGAACACCUCGGACGAAGGCGCGGCCGCGCUCCGGGAGCAGAUAGAGCAGCUGAAAGACUCUUGGGACGCUCUGCUGUCAGACUCCAUUCAGUGCAAAAGCCAAUUGGAGGCUUCCCUGUGGCAGUGGACCAGUUACCAGGAGGACGUGCAGCAGUUCGUCAGCUGGCUGGAGCGAACGGAGGAGAAUCUGGAACCGGCCGAUAAACGCUGUCCCGAGAUGCGCGACAAGACCGCUCGUCUUAGCAGAGCCAAGGCUCUGUAUGAGGAAGUGCUGAGCCACGACGCCCUGCUGGCCACUGUUGCGACUAAAAGCGCAAGUGUCGCAGAGAACGACACAGCUUCGUUGGAGCUGCAGGACCUCCAAGAGCGCUACGACGCCAUCAAAGAUGACGCUGCGGGGGCCGUGGGCAAAGCAGAGGAGAUGCUGAAAGUUCACGAAGAGUAUCAACGAGGCCUAGGAGCGUUUGAGCGCUGGCUUGAACGGCAACAGGAGAAGCUGGGCUGCUACGAGCGGCCGGAGGGCGACGUGGACACACUGGAGGAGACGCUCCAAAGGCUGCAGGAACUCCAGCUUCACUGCACCGAGGGCCAGGCCCUCCUCAACGCGGCGCUGAUGGGCCGAGAGUCGCUGGCGCCCUGGGGGCCGCCGCAAAUGGAAGAGCGGGUCCUGGAGGCGCAGCAGCGGGAGUGGAAGACGUACCGGGCCCGGCUGGCCGACGCACGGGCCCGACUCAAUGGCGCCUUGGCCAAACUGCGACAGACGGAGCAGAGGUUCCAGCGUCUGGACGGAUGGCUGAAGGCCAUGGAGACCAAAGCACAGCUGCGAGGCCACCGCCGCUCAGACCGGGCCACCAAAGAUGCCCAGCUACACUCACUGAAGACGUGGCAAGAAGAAGUGCUGGUUUAUCAAGAAGAGAUGGAAGGCCUCGGUGUCUUAGCUCAACAAGUUCUUGAUGAGACCCAUAUCAACAGCCGGAUUGGCACCAGAGCCACCCAGAUCACGGCCCGUUACCACGCCUUGCUCCUGCACUUACUGGAGACCAUCAAGCAGCUGCAGGAGGAAGUGUCCUGCAUCGAGGAGGCGCAAUCUGUCUUAAGCGCAUUCUCCGACUGGCUCCUCAACGCAGAGAGCGGCCUCCGCGCCAUCGACGCAGACAUCCCAGAUGGCUCGGCCUUGGAGAGAAAGAUCAAACAUCUAGAGGUUCUUCAGGCAGAUGUAGAACAAGGGCAGGCCAACCUGAAGACGGUGAGGGAGAAGACGGAACAGGCGGCCGCCUUCUUGGAAGAAGACGAAGCAGAGGAGCUGAGGGAGGAGGCCAAUGGCCAAGUGAGACGACUGGAGGAGCUGUUGGCGGACCUGCGCGCCCGGCACAACGCUCUAGAGAAGUGCGUCUCGCUCUCAAAAGACUUUGCGGAGAAGUACAAGGCCCAGACUCAGUGGCUUCUGGAGACCAUGGGCCUGCUGGCAUCUGGCGCAGAGCCCAAAGCAGAGCUCUAUCAGAAGAAGGCGCAGCUCGCAAAGUACAAGACAAUCCAGCAGGUGGUGCAGUCUCACGAGUCCGCUGUGAAGUGCGUCACGGAGAAGGGUGAAGCCCUUCUAGACACGGUCCGCGAUCCGCUCAUUCGCGAGAACAUGAAAAGCCUGCGGGUGGAUUACCUGGAGCUAUGCUCGUUAGCCGAGACACAAGUCCAGAUCCUGGCGGAACGAGUGAAGGAGCACGAAGAUUACAACGUGGAACUACAGGAGGUGGAGAAAUGGCUCUUGCAGAUGUCGAGUCGGCUGGUCACGUGGGAAUCUAUGCAGACCGGCAGCAUGGAGACAGCCACCCAGCAGCUGGCUCGGCACAAGGCCAUAAUGGAGGACAUAGCAAGUUUUGAGGAACGUCUCAACAGCUUGAAGCAGAAAGGAGAAGAACUAGUCUCCAGUUGCACUGAGCAAGUUCAAGCUAAGAUCAGCCAACAGGUCCAAGCACACCAACAGGGAACCAGAGAUAGCUACUCCGCCAUCUGUAGCACAGCUCAACGAGUGCACCAAAGUCUGGACCGAGAACUUCAGAAACAUGUGAACCACCAGGAUACCCUCCAGCAGUGCCAGACGUGGCUGGCGGCCAUACAGGAGGAGCUCCGGCUGAACGACCAGCAAGCGUCCGGGCUGCAGGAAGCACUGAAACAGACAAAGCACUACAGGGCCCUCCAGGAGCAGGCCAGCACUUACCUUGACCUGGUGUGUUCCGUAUGCGACCUGUCCGACGAAGCUGUUCGAACGACGGCCGCCGAGGUCCAGAGGGUCAAGAUUACUAUCGAAGAAAGCAUGUCGAGUGCUCAGGAGCUCUCGGAGGCUUGGAGGGAGAUCAAGGAGCAGAAGCAAGAUUUGAGCAGCCUGUUCCAAGAUCUGGAGCAGCAACUUGUCAGUCUGUCAAGAAGACCUGCCGAGUUGGAGACGAAGAUAGCUGAAAACAUGUUGGCUCAAGCCAAGGAAUGCAGCGAUCAGCUCCAGUCCAAACAAAAUAUCCUCAACAAAAUGACAGAGAAAGUCAGCAGGCUGUGUCUGGUCCAAGACUCUCGGGAACACGCAGAGCUAGAGCACCUGAGUCGCUCCUGGUUGGACCUUUGUCACAAGGCCGGUGGUCUGCAGGUCCAGAGGCAGGAGGAGUUGCAGAGGUCGAAAGAGUACCACAACUGCAUUACUGCAGUGGAGGUCCUGUUUGAGCAGGUGUCCAAAGAGUGGGAUAAUCUGGCCAGGACUGACGCCGAAAGUUCCUCUCAGCAUUUGGAGGCCUUACGCAAACUGGCGGUAGACUUGGAAGGUCAAAAGGAUACACUGGAGGAACUAAAGGACUGUAAGCAAAAAGUCAUCCGGCCCUUGAACUUGGAUGACAAGGAACUGGUGAAAGAGCAGAUCAGCCACUUUGAGCAGCGAUGGUCCCAGAUGCAAAAUCUCAUCGAGAGGAAAAUCCAGGAGUCUGCACUGACCCUGGACGAGAUGGCCCAGGUGGAAGCUCGUCUGAGGGAGGCUCGGGAUUGGGCAGAGGAGCAGCAGCCCGCUCUGUCCGAGGCUAUGAAAAUGAGUCCUCCCCCAGAGUUGGCUCAGAGUUUCCUCUUCGACCACCUGAGCGUUUGCAGCGAGUUGGAGGCCAAGCAGCUCCUGCUGGCCCAAGCCGUGGCUGACUCAGACCGGAUUCUGGGGCGUCUGGGCCUGAGCGAACGUCAGCGUCUGCAGCAGCUGAUUUCCGACACCCGGUCCGAGGUGGAGUCUCUCGGCGUCAAAGUAGUGCAGCGCAGAAAACACCUAAGCAAGGCUUUCACCGAGAGGACUCACUUCCUGGUGGCAGUCAACCAAUCAAUUUACUGGGUCCAGCAGAAUGAGAAGAAGGCCCGGGCCGAGGAGCGCGCGGCCUUGUUGCCCGAGGACCUGGCCAAGCAGGUUCGAACCUGCCGCAACAUCCGGAGUAGUUUGAAAGCCUACCAGAGCGAGCUGACAUCCCUGUGGUCUCAGGGGAGGGACCUGAUGAGGGACGCCAAUGAGGAGGAGAGGAACGAGAUUCUGGCCAAGCUGCAGGAGUUGCAGAACAUCUUUGAUAAAACACUGCACAGGUGUGGCCAGAAGCUUCAGGAACUGGAGAAAGUCUUUAUCACCCGGAAGUACUUCAAGAACGACCUGGAGAAGAUAUGCCAGUGGAUAAAACAAGCAGACAUCGUGACCUUUCCCGAAAUCAAUCUCAUGGUUGACAAUGCCGAGUUGGAGGCGCAGCUGCUCAAAUACCAGCAGAUUGUGGAGCAGGCGGCAGAGUACGAGAAUCUCCUCCUCCUCGUGCAGAGAGCGGGCCAGGAUAUUUUGCCCACCCUCAACGAAGUAGAUCACUGCUUUUUGGAUGAAAAACUCAAUUCCCUCCCUCAGCAGUACAACAACAUAUUAGCAUUAGCCAAAGAGAAACAGGAGAAGCUCCAGCAGGCUAUCUUCACACGGAACGAGUACGCCUCUUUCGUGGAUGUCACGCAGAAGGCGCUCGAGGAGCUGGAGGAGCAGUUCCGGCAUCUGGGCACGCUGCCCGUCGGCACUCAGGCUGAGGAGGUGUUGGGUCUGCGGAGCCGCUACAAAUCCAUCCGAGGCGAUCUGAGCGACCUGGGCCUGGCAGUCGGCGAGCUCAACCAGAAGAAGGAAGGCUUCCGGAGCACCGGGCAACCGUGGCGCCCGGAGGAGAUGAACCGCCUCGCCAGCCUCUACAAUGGCCUGAAGAGGUUAGUGGAGCAGAAGGUGGAGCACCUGGAUGAAACCUUGGAGUCCUUCGAGGACCAAAAAGCCAUGGCCAUGCAAGUCGACUCGGAGCUGAAGGCAACCAAAGAGCGGCUGGUGAAGGUCAACGCCGAGACUCAGUCAGCGGAAGAGAGACUGAAGAACUACCACGCUCUGGCCGGGAGCCUUCAAAGCGCCGACUCCCACUUGUCCAGGCUGACUGAGCAGAUGGGUGCUCCGCGUUCAGACACCACGGUCCACGACGCCUCUAAGGAGCAAGUGGCCCUAUGGCAGGAGGAGCUGCGAUCCCUGCAGGCGGCGGUGGGUGACCUGAUCGAGGAGUGCGAAAACCGCUUUGUGCAGAGUAAAGACUUUGAGACGGAGAUGCGGAGGACGCUGGCCUGGCUGCGGCAGGUGCAGCAGCAGACUGCCUCUGCUGUCACCGUGGACGUGCGGGUGGAGAAGGUGCAGGAGGAAAUCAGGAAGCAGCAAAUCAUGCAAGAAGAAGUCCGCUCCAGACUGAGGAUUGUCGCGGCUCUGAGUAGCAGGGAGAAACUCAAGUACGCUGGGGCCAAUGAGCUGCCACCCUGCCACGUGGACACUGAUCUCGGAGAAAUGGCCGAACUGCAAGCGGAGGUUCAGAAACAGCUCGGUUCCAAACAGGUGACGCUGGAGCAGGCCCUGCUGCUGUGCCAGCAGUAUCACUUCAGGAUGCAGGCGGCCUGCGAGUGGCUGGAAGACGCCGUGUCCUUCUUGCAGCAGGCCGGCUCGGGGGUUGACGUGGAGAACUACGAGGAGUGCCUCAGACAGCAGGACGGUGUCGUGGCUACCGAGCGGGAGUUCCUCGUUCACCUGGAGGAGCUGGAGAGCCUGCUGCCCCGGCUGGAGGAGCUGCUCAAUCCCGUGGCCAAAGAGCAGCUGCGGCUAAGCGUGGAAUCGGCCAAGCAGAGGGGCCUGGAAGUCAGAGAUCGGCUCAGAUCUCACCGGGAUGUCCUUCACGGCUGCGUGGCUCAGUGGAAAUCGUACCAGGAGGCGCGACAGACCGUCAUCGAGCUAAUGAACCAAGCUGAGAAGAAGCUCACCCAGUUCUCUACUGCCAAGGCAGCAACCGGCCAAGAGGCCGAAGACAAGUUGCAGAGUCACCAGAGCUUGGUGUCGUUGGUCAACGGCUUCCAAGAGAAACUGAGCAGUCUGGAGGAGCAAGCGGCUCAGCUGGAGCAAGUGGGCAGCGAUGCCAGCAAGGCCACCAUCAGUCGCUCCAUGACCACCGUGUGGCAGCGCUGGAGCAGACUCCGCAGCGCGGCCCGUAGCCAGGAACGCGUUCUGGCUGAUACUGCACAAGAGUGGAGGACUUUCCGGGAGAAGAUGAGCAAGGUGCAAGCGGUCGUCGACGAGCUCCGGGGUCGGGUGCCGAACACCGCGGCGGAGAAGGCGUCCAAGGCCACCCUGCGUUCCCUGCUGGAGCAACACGACGUCUUGAGCCAGGACCUGGAGAGAGAGCUGUCCUCCUUGACCCUCGUGCGCCAAUACGCCCUCAGCCUUCUGCACGACGUGGAGGUGCCCUCGCCCACCGGCGAACAGGACGAGCUCCCUGGCCUCAAGGAGAUCAGGCUGGCGCAGGACCAGUUGGACGGUCUCCUGACACUGUCCAGGACCAAGCGAGCUCAGGCGGCUCAAGAGCUGAGGGAGCGAGAAGAAGUGGAGCGAGAACUCGGCGUGGUGAAAGCCUGGAUCCAGGAGACCAGGGAGCUUCUUUUCAACCCCCCAUCUGACCUGGACUCUCUACUUCAGGAACUAGAGACGGUCCACGGAGACGUGAUCACGUACCGUCAGAACGUGGACAAAUUAGCCGAGCGGCAACAGAGCAAGUACCUGGAUCUCUACACCAUCUUGCCCUCCGAAAUCUCCAUGCAGUUGGCCGAGGUCUCGCUGGCUCUGGGGGCCAUCCAAGAUCAGGUUCUGUCCAAAGAGAGAGACCUGCAGAAAAGCAGAGAAAUCAAAGAGGAGUUGACUUCCGGAAUCCAGAGGGUGUCAGAAAAACUUCAAGUCAUCUCUGACAAGUUCCAGGAAAAAUCUCCAGACGUCGACCAAGCCAAAGAAGAAGUCCAGAGGCUAGCCGAGGAAUUGGACAGCUGUGGUCGUAGCCUGUCUGAGCUGGACGCAGCCGUGCGGGAGUUCAGCCGCCGCGACCCUCUGCAGGCCAAGCAGCUGAGCGACGCCGUCGGGAAGCUGUCAGAGAUGCGGCGUCACACAGCUCGACUGGCUGACUGCCGCAACAACUGGCUCAAAAAGGCCGUCUGCUAUUUGGACGAGUACCAUGAAACGCUGGACUUUGUGGAGACGUGGUCGGAAAAAGCCGAGGACCUGCUGCGGGCCGAUGCGGUCUGGGACUCGUCGCUUCACCUACGGGAGCAGAUGGGGACGCACCAGGCCGUCCUGCGAGAGUCUCGCGAACUCCGCGGGGACCUGGAGUCCGUGGAGGAGAAAGUGGAGCUCCUCUCCGAAGUCCUGCAAGCCGAAUCCAUGAGCCGGCGAGUCUGCGAACUCGGCCGGAGGGCCGACGAGCUCCAGGGAAGCCUGCGGACGCGGCUGCAGAGCCUGGACGAAGCCGAAAAGAGUCUGGAAGCACUAGAAUGUGAGGUGAAGGCGUUACACGGCGCUCUGGAGCAGGUUCGAUCGGCACUGACGUCACCCGAGCUGGCUCGCCAGAGCCUCAAAGAACAGCUGAUUCAGAGACAACGUAUGAUGGCAGACAUGGAGAGUUUGAAGCAGCAGGUGCAGGCGGUGCAGGUGUGCCAGAGCGCUUUGCGGGUGCCCGAAGAGGUGAUGCCAGACUUGGCCGUCUGCCACACGGCGCUACGUUUGCAACAGGACGCCAGCCACUUGCAGCACGUGGCCAUCCAGCAGUGCAACAUCCUACAGGAAGCCGUGGUGCAGUACGAACAGUACGAACAGGAAGUCGGAGAGCUGCAGGGCUUGAUCGAAGAAGCGCACCGCGUCAUCCAAGACCGCCCUGUCACUGCCGGCAACAUCCAGGAGCUCCAGGCACAGAUCCUCCACCAUGAAGAGCUGGCCCAAAAGAUCAAGAGCUACCAAGAACAGAUCGCCUCGCUUAACUCCAAGUGCAAAAUGUUGGCAGUGAAGGCCAAGCACGCCACGCUUCUGCUGACCAUCGGCGACGACUCGGAAAUCGGCGACCGCAGAGAGGAGACGCCUGCAACGAUGACGGCGCCGACCCGCUGCCACGCCCUCCCUUCACCACUCGGCGAGGAGUCCAGCGAGGAGGGCGCCGGCAGCUCUGUGUCCUCCCUCGGUGGCUGUCGCUCGCCUUCGCCGCCCGCCGACAGUGACGAGGUAUUUCGCUCUGCCGGACCGGGCACACUGAAAAGGGCUCCGGUCCAAGAACUGUACGACCCCACGUCCAAGUCGGCGGCCGACCUGGACGACCUGCAGCGGUCGUGGGAGACGUUAAAGAACGUGAUGAGCGAGAAGCAGAGAACGCUGUACGAAGCUCUGGAGAAGCAGCAGCGCCACCAGGCCUCGCUGCGGUCGGUCUCGUCCAAGAUGGAAGCGCUGGAGGCCAAAUUGAGCCGAUACCCAGAGGAUUACGCCGAUCCAGAUAGUUACCAGGUCACUUCUUUAUAUCCUAUUUUGCUCCAAGAGAUGGAGAGCGCCCAGGAAGACGUGGAUCGUAUCCAGAGCAGCUCCCGCGGAGACGAGGCCGCCUCCGCCGAGCGCUCGUCCGUGGCCGUCCUGGCUCAGAGGAUGGCUGCCAUCCGCGCCGAGGCCUCAGGGAAGCGGCGGCUCUCGGAGGAACGAGCCACCAAUUGGCUGGAGGGCCUAAGGCGAGAUGAGGCCUAUUGGGCGAGGGUGGAAGAGCUGGAAUGCUGGUUGGCGGAGGCGUGCCGGAGUGCCGCCGUCAUCACGGAGGACCCAGAGACACACGAGGCCUGGCGUCAGAAGAUUACUUUAGCGCUGCAAAGCCUCCCGUUUAGCUCCGAGAGCCGACGAACGGCAAAAGAAAGGCGACGUUUCUUUCACGUCGGACGCCCUUUGAUCGACGGCCGCGGGGGAGCCCGGGUCAAAGGGCGAGGGGAAAGCCCUCCCUUUCGCCCUCCCGGUCUAGAGGCCCUGGCAAAUGGCGGCGACGGCAUGUUUGAGCUGGCCUCUCUCUUCCUGCUGCUGCAGAACACACUGCUGGACAUCGAGGAGAAGGUCCGAGCCCUCUCGGAGUUGUCGGCGCGCGACCGGGAGCCGCCGCCAUCGCCGGAGGGCCGCGCCGAGGUUGAGCGACUGGCCGGGAGGCUGCGCGCGCUCAAGGGAGGCCUGCUGGAGCUGCAGAAGAUGUUGCAGGAGCACAAGAACCACCGCGCGCAGGGCCCCGCGCAGGAGACGGAGGAUGACGAGACAGACUCCGGUCUCUCUCGGAGCCCCGGCGUCCGAGACUGGGUGGCUGAGGCCCGGAGCGCGCGUUCCCAACAGCGCCAGGACACUCUUCAGAGUCAAAGGGAACUGGAGGAGCAGCUCGCCGAGCAGAAAAAGCUGCUACAGUCUGUGGCCAGCAGGGGAGAGGAGAUCCUCAUCCGGCAGGCGUCGCCCGGCACUUCCACCGCUUCGGAGCCCUUUUCAAGCCAGGCGCUGGCCGAGAAGGACGCUGAUGCCGCGCGCCAGCAGAUGAGGCGGAGGUGGGAGUGUCUGCGGCAGGAGCUCAAAACCAAGAUGCAGCUCUUGCAAAAGAAUCUGGAGCAGGACCGCCAACAGACGGUUUAUUCGUGCGGAGCGCCACUUUUAAAAGAGCAACUUCAAGCCGACGCCUCGUCGCUCAAGACUCUUUACGACAGCUUCAGGCUGACUCUGCAAAAAUCUCAGUCCGGCGACAGCGGCGAGACGCCAGCAUCCGAGACAGAGCACUGUCUCUACACGGCUGUGUCGUCCACGUCCACCUGGCUGGACGGCGUGGAGAACACGGCGUUGUCGGACUGGCCGGCGUCGGCCGACGACGCGGAGGCUCGGCUGGAGAUGCUGGCGAGCGAUUUGGGUCGGGUGGUAGGGGAGGUGACGCGCUGCCAGACUUUGCUGGCCGACUGGUCGGGCUGGAGGCAGGAGGAACGAGCCUUGCCGGAAGAAAAUCUGGACUGCUUGAAAGAGAGACUGGGAGCCGCGGGCGCCGCUCUGGCUCGAAGCCGCGACCGAACCGGGACCAGGACUCGGCAACUCUCGGCCUACCAGACCGAAGUUCAGCAUCUCCAGACAGCUUUAACGGAGACCAAGCGCCGGGUCCUGCAACUUUUAGCCCAAGCCGCGGACAGGCCGGCCUCGGAACAGCUCCAGGUCGUCGCCGGCGCAGAAGAGGACCUGAAGGCGCUGGAGCACAAGAUGGCGGAAGUGAAAAGCAGAGGAGCCGCCCUGCAAGCGCAUCAAGCGUCAACAGAUAAAAUGCUCCACCUUCAGGACGCCUAUGAGGAACUGGCCAUGACGGUGGGCUCUCGGCGCAGCGACUUGAAGCAAAACGCGGCACUCCAGUCGCAGUACGAGCGCGCCUUGCGGGACCUCAACGACCUACUGGACACGGCCAAGGGCAAGAUGGCCGCCGACCGCCGGAUCGUCGCCAGCUCGGCAGAGGAGAUCUACGAUCACUUGGACAAACACAAGGAGUUUUUCCAAGGUCUCGAGUCCCAUAUGAUUUUAACGGAGACGUACUACGGCAAAAUCGCCAGCCUGAUGCUUCCCGAAGAGAGACGGGUGCUGCAGGAGACGCUGAAACAGGCUCAGGGCAUCCUCCGGCAGGCGCACUCUAAAGGCGUGGAGCUGGAGGCCAUUUUGGAGACGUGGCACCGCUUGGUGGAGGAUUAUCAGCAUCUGGAUGCCCAUUUGGAGGAUAUGGAAGAAGGAAUCCCUGCGGUGGGACUUCUGGAGGAGAGCGAAGAAAAACUAGCAGAGCGGAUAUUGCUCUAUCAGGGGCUGAAGGGGAAGCUUGUGGAGCAGCAACACAAACUACAGCAGGUCCUGGGCGAAGGCAAACAUCUCCUACUGUCUGUGUGUUGUCCUGCUCUGGAGAAUCAACUGGCCGUUCUAGGCGAACGCUGGCUGGACAACACCAACAAGGUCAACAAGGAACUGCAGCAUCUGGAGGCCAUCCUCAAACACUGGACCAGGUAUCAGAGACAGAGCAGCGAGUUAAGCGAAUGGUUGCAGUCCGCUCUGGAACGGCUGGAAUUCUGGAACACGCAAGCGGUCUUGGUCCCGCAGGAGUCGGAGACCAUCAGAGACCACCUCUCUGCAUUUCUGGAGUUUUCCAAGGAAGCGGAGAGCAAGUCCGACCUGAAGUGCUCCGUGGUCGCCGAGGGCGGCCAGCUGCUGCGCUUGAAGAGGGCGGACACGGUGGCGCUGCGCUCGGAUUUGGCCCGCAUCGACAAUCAGUGGAGCGAGCUAUUCACGCGCAUACCGGUUGUGCAAGAAAAGCUUCACCAGAUCCAAAUGGAGAAGCUGGCCUCCCGUCACGCCUUCUCAGAGCUGUUUAACUGGAUAUCGCUGAUGGAGAACAUCGUGGAGGAGGACGAAGAAAACCUCAAGAGUGCCGUAGGAUCCCACGUCAUUCGGGACUGCUUGCAAAAAUACAAGUGCUUAAGGGUGGAUUUAAGCUGCAAGCAGUUGACGGUGGACUACGUCAACCAGUCGGUGCCGCACCUGAGCGCUCGCGACGCGGAGAGCAAGCGCAGUGACAAGACUGAUUUCGCCGAGCGUCUGGGCACCAUGAACAGGCGCUGGCAGAUCUUACAGGGCCGGAUCAACCAGCAGAUCCAAUUCCUGGAGAACCUGCUGCAGAUGUGGCUGGAGUACGAGAGUAGCGUUCAGAACCUCAAGUCCUGGAUGGGAACUCAAGAAGAACGGAUGAAGAGGAAACACGGGACAGAGGACCCGAUUUCGGUGCAGAACGCGCUGAAGGACUGUCAGGAAAUGGAGGAGCUUCUCAAGAGCAAAGGAACAGAACUGGAGCGGGUGGAGGAGCAGGGUUGUGCUCUUGUCCAGAACAAAACCGACGAGGCCUGCGCUAUCGUCAUGGAGACACUCCAAGGCGUCAACCACACCUGGGCCAACCUGAAUCACCUGAUCGUCCAGCUGAAGAUCAGCCUGACAUCGGCGUCGGCUCGGUGGAGUCUCUACAAAUGCGCAUUAGAGGAGAUCAACGGCUACCUGACGGAGGGACGAUAUUCCUUGUCCCGCUUCCGCCUCCUCACCGGUUCGUUGGAGGCUGUUCAACAGCAGGUGCAAGGUCUCGAGAGUUUACGAGAAGAGCUGGAGAAGCAGGAGAGCAGUCUGAGGAAGUUGGCUGCCGUCACGCAGCAGCUGCUGAAAGAGUGUCACCCGUCUGUGUCGGAUUCCCUCCAUCGUGCCCUCGAUGAUGCCAACGCAAGAUGGUCCGCUCUUCUGGACGAAAUAUCAGAGCGUCUGAGGAGCGCCAAAGCUCUCCGGCAACUGUGGGAGAGCUACGAGGACCUCCGCCAGCAGAUUUCCACCAGUGUUCUUCUCCAGGAAGAGAAAACCGAGCGGCUCCUCGAGAUGGCGUGUGGUGAGGAUGUGGCUGACGAGCACGUGAGCGCCUGGAUUCGGCGACGCGACGAGCUUCUCCGUUCCCACGUCCCGGCGCGGGCUUCCUUGCAGGUUCUCCGUGAGCUCGGGGAACAGCUGAAGCGGCAGGUGGACGCGCCGACCGCCUCCUCCGUUCAGUCAGACCACCUGGCGCUUUCUCAGCGCUUGGCUGCGCUCGAGCGAGCGCUCGACAGACAACUCGUCACGCUGCAGACCGGCGUCCUGGACUAUGAGACCUUCAACCGGCAGUUAAACGCUUUAGAGGGCCGGACGGCAGAAGCCGAGGAAGCUCUCGGGGUGCGGGAUCCUGAUGGCUCCGCCGACCCGACUCUCGUCCAAGAGCGCAUGCGGGAGCUGGAGGAAUUGAUGAUGAAGUUCAGCGGAGCGGCACCGGAAUUGGAGCGACUCAACGAACUGGGUUACCGGCUCCCGCUCAACGACGGCGAGAUCAAACGCGUGCAGAACCUCAACAGAAACUGGACAGCGGCCUCGGCGCAGACUGCCGAGAGAUUUAGCAAACUGCAGUCCUUCCUGCUUCAGCGGCAAACCUUCUUGGAAAAGUGCGAGACCUGGAUGGACUUCUUGGUCCAAACGGAGCACAAUCUAGCCGUGGAAAUCUCCGGCAACUACCAGAGUUUGACGGAGCAACAGAAGGCUCAUGAGUUGUUUCAGGCUGAGAUGUUCAGCCGGCAGCAGAUCCUCCACUCCAUCAUCAGUGACGGACAAAAGAUGUUGGAACAAGGUCAAGUGGAUGACAGGAAGGAGUUCAACCUGAAGCUAGCGCUGCUGAGCAACCAGUGGCAGGGUGUGGUGCGGCGUGCUCAGCAGAGGCGCGGCAUCAUCGAUGGCCUGCUCCGCCAAUGGCGGCGCUACCGGGAGAUGCUGGACAAGCUGCUCAAGUGGCUCCUGGACGCCGAGCCGCCGGCCGAGGGUCUUCGGCCCGGGACCGCCGUUCCUCUGCAGCGGGCUCGCGCCAUGUUGGACGCAGUCCAGCUGAAGGAGAAAGUUCUGCAGCGGCAGCAAGGCAGCUACAUCCUGACGGUGGAGGCCGGCAGACAACUGUUGCUGUCGGCCGACGGCCCGGCCGAGGCGACGCUACGAGCCGAGCUGACAGACGUCCAGCGGCGCUGGAACCGAGCCACUGGGUGCCUAGAAGAAGCCGGGAGGGAGCUCGCCGCUUCGUUGAAGGACUGGGAGCGCUGCGACAAAGGCAUCGGUGCGUCUUUGGAGAAGCUGCGGGCCUUCAAAGCGCAACUGGCUCAGCCGUUACCCGACCACCACGAUGAGCUCCAGGACCAGAGGAUGCGUUGCAAGGAACUGGAGGGCGCCCUGGAAGGCUGGACGGCAGAUUUGUCCCACUUGAGCGUCCUGAGAGAGUCGCUGACUCGCCACAUUAGUGCCGAGGACCUGCGCGUGCUGCAAGAGCGCAUGGAGCUGCUGCAUCGCACGUGGGACCAAAUCUGCCACCAGCUGUCUCUGCGCGGGCGGCAGGUGUCGGAAAAGUUGAACGAGUGGAGCGUCUUCGGGGACAAGUACAAGGAGCUGUGCGAGUGGCUCACCUCCAUGGAGGCCAAGGUCUCGCAAAACGGCGACGUCAGCAUCGAGGAGAUGAUCCGCCGGCUGCGCAAGGACUAUCAGGAGGAAAUUUCAGUGGCCGAAGAGAACAAGGUGCACCUCCGUCAGCUCGGUGAGCGUCUGGCCCGGGCCAGCCGCCCCGACAAGGCCGCCGAAAUCCAACACAAGCUCGGCAAAGUGGACGAGCGCUGGCGGCACCUCCUGGACCUGGUCGGAGCCAGAGGUAAGAAGCUGAGGGAGACCCUGGCGGCCGUGCAGCAGCUGGACAAGAACAUGAGCGAACUGCGCACCUGGCUGGCCGGCGCGGAGGCCGAGCUAUCUCGACCCAUCGCCUACGACUCUUGUGAUGUCCAAGACAUUCAACGCAAGCUUCAUCUGCAACAGGAGCUUCAGAGCGACAUCGAGAAGCGCAGCGGUGGCGUGGCGUCGGUGCUGAACCUGUGCCAGGUCUUGCUGCACGACUGCGACGCAUGCGCCACCGACGCCGAGUGCGACUCCAUCCAGCGAGCCACGCGCAGCCUGGACCGUCGUUGGAGGAGUAUAUGCGCUUCCUCCGUCGAAAGGAGACUCAAGAUCGAGGAAACGUGGCGUUUGUGGCAGAAGUUCCUGGAUGACUUUUCGAACAUGGAGGAGUGGCUGGCCGCUUCCGAAAAGACUGCCGCGCUGCCUAAUUCCUCAGGGGUUUUAUACACCGAAGCCAAGGAAGAACUCAAGAAAUUUGAGACCUUUCAGCGGCAGGUCCACGAAAACCUGACGCAGCUGGAACUGCUGAACAAGCAGUACCGCCGCCUGGCCAGAGAAAACCGUACGGAUGCCGGCGGCGGCCUGAAGGAGAUGGCCCAUGCCGCCAACCGCCGCUGGGACGAUCUGCACAAGAGGGUAGCGGCCAUCAUCCGCCGCCUCAAGCACUUUAUCGGUCAGAGGGAGGAGUUUGAGACGGCCAGGGACGGCAUCUUGGUGUGGUUGACCGAGAUGGACCUGCAGCUCACCAACAUAGAACACUUCUCCGAAUGUGACAUCCAGGCCAAAAUUAAACAGCUCAGGUCGUUCCAGCAGGAGAUCUCGCUGACCGCAACCAAGAUCGAGGCCAUCUUCGCGCAGGGCCGAGGUCUGAUGGAGAAGAGCGAGCCGCUGGACGCUGCCGUUAUCGAGGAGGAGCUGGAGGAGCUGCGACGCUACCGCCGGGAGGUCUUCGGCCGAGUCCGCCGAUACUACAAGAAGCUCGUCCGCCUGCCAUUGGCCGAGGACGACGGCGAAGCUUCGCCGUCGGACCGUGAACCGGAUGAGGGUGGUGCCGAGUCGUUGGGCGCGCCGCCCUGGGGCGAUGGCUUCCCUUCGUCGCCACCGCCUUCCUCGGGACGCUCGCGCGCCGCCGAGCGCUCGGGCCGGGAUACGCCGGCCAGCGUGGAUUCCAUCCCGCUGGAGUGGGACCACGACUAUGACCUAAGCCGCGGCCCGGAGAGGAGUGAUGAGUCCCGCUUCCCGCCGCGCCCUGCCUCCGCCCUGUCGGGGGAGGCGGCCUCAUCGGACUCGCCGCCGCCACCGCCUGCCGCUGCUAUUGACCUGGAUACCUCCUACAUGGGAUACAUGAGACUGCUGGGUGAGUGUCGCGGCAACAUCGACACGGUGAGGAGGAUGGGCUACGAGUUGAAAGAGGAAGAGGACGCCGCGUCCGGAUUGGCCAAUCCCGUCGGCGCCGAGUUCCAAGCGUCCGGGGUGAUCGAACGCUGGGAGCUCCUGCAGGCUCGGGACCUCAGCGAGGAACUCCGUGGCAAACAGAACCGUCAGCGGCGGCGCCAGCUCCGCUCAGAUAUUGAAAACGUGCGCUCGUGGCUCUCGGAGGCGGCCGAUGAGCUGGAGCGCCAGCGGAAGCUGGACCCCGGCACUGACGUCCAGACCAUCCGCUUCCGCAUCAAGAAGCUCAAGGAGCUGCAACGGGCCUGGGACGAGCGGAAAGGCGCGGUGCUGUCCGUCAACUUGUGCGGGGCUGACUUGGCGCGCUCGGAGACGGACGAGUCCGAGGAGCUGAGGGCCAAACUCAAGGACGUGAACGAGCGCUGGGACCGGAUGGCCGCCUCCUUGGAUGAAUGGAGGUCUUCGCUGCAGGGAGCCCUCAUGCAGUGUCAGGACUUCCACGAGAUGAGUCACGGUCUUCUGCUGUGGUUGGAGAACAUCGAACGGAGGCGCAACCAGCUGGUCCCCGUCGAUCCGGUCCGGGACGUCAACACCCUGCAAGAGCAACACAAGGCGCUCACGCAAAUACGACAGGAGCUGCUGGACUCCCAGAGGAAGGUGUCGACGCUGCAGGACAUGUCGCUGCAGUUGCUGGUCAACUCGCAGGGCGGCGACUGCCUGGAGGCCAAGGAGAAGGUCCACAUCAUCAGCAACCGCCUCAAACUGCUGCUCAAGGAGGUUACCCGGGACUUGAGGGAGCUGGCCGGAAUCCUGGACCUAGGCGGCAGUCAGCAGGAUCUGUCAUCUUGGUCCUCUGCCGACGAUUUGGACAGCGGGUCCGGAUCGCUGAGUCCGGCCUCAGGGAGGAGCACCCCUAGCCGCCGCCGAUCGCAGCGGGGCAAAUGUACCGUGUCACGGCGCGGCGGUCCCGUGAACGUUCCACAGCACAGGUGUCGCAGCGGCGCUGGGUGCGCUUCCUGCCCUUCUGAGGCCAGGGCGGCGCCUUCCUUGGCGCGCCGUGUCCUGCGGAUGGCGCUGCCCCUGCAGCUGGCUCUCAUGCUCCUGGUGCUGGUGGCCUUCCUGCUGCCCCUGUCCGAGGCCGACUACUGCGUGCAGUCCAACAACUUGGCUCACUCCUUCUACCCCAUGCUGAGCUACACCAACGGACCCCCACCCGUCUAG
Messenger RNA from Nerophis lumbriciformis (worm pipefish), 26226 nucleotides. The record is from RefSeq and is a predicted model, not a curated record. NCBI's taxonomy places the organism in Eukaryota, Metazoa, Chordata, Actinopteri, Syngnathiformes, Syngnathidae.